Messenger RNA from Penicillium subrubescens, 2508 nucleotides. RefSeq lists its product as uncharacterized. Gene Ontology annotation, cellular component: mitochondrial inner membrane. The record is from RefSeq and is a predicted model, not a curated record. NCBI's taxonomy places the organism in Eukaryota, Fungi, Ascomycota, Eurotiomycetes, Eurotiales, Aspergillaceae. The transcript is spliced from 3 exons. Gene Ontology annotation, molecular function: RNA binding. Bases 1 to 2508 code for a protein of 835 amino acids.
AUGAGGCAUGCACUCAUUACGAGAGCCUAUACGGCUGCAAGAGCUUCACCAUGGAGCUCUACCGGCCGGGUCUACCACCCUUCUAUUCUGGGAUGGAGAGCUGCUCCACUUGGACGAACCUCACCAGUCAGCAUACGUUCGACGUCAUCCAUACGGUCAGGGCAUAUCAAGCUCAACCAGAAUGAAGGCAUUCUCUACGUGAAUAACAUCUUCCCACAACGCCUGCAAUGGUUCCUGCGGGGUCCACUCAGUCACAUACAGCCCCUCGAGGGGACCUUAAGAAGAAUCAACAAUCCAGACCUCGCGGCGUCAGACCCAACAUCUAUUGCACAGCGUGCUUUGCCAGCUAGCCUUGGCCUGGAAAUCAAAGAAGUGGUUCCGCGAUACAAAGAAGGAGGCGCAUUCAUCAAAUACUCCCGGAAGCCUGAUAUGAACGACGAAGACGUCAGAGCAGCUGUGCAAGACCAUCUGAGCAAGAACCCAAUAAAACCAUGGUACAAUCCAUUCCAGACAGCUGAAAUUGACCUGGUACAAGGCAGACCUUGGAUCGAGGAUUUGGCAAGGAUCCCGAGCCAGUCCUUGAAAGUUGAAUUUUUGCCGGACUCUGCAGAAGGCCGAGCUGUGGAACUAACACAGGAAGCUCUUUAUACGCUUUUCCGUCCCUUUGGAAAGCUUCUGGAUAUCCAACCCCAGCCCAGUGAUUCCAAGGUCGAGCCGAGGUAUGCCGUUCUGCGAUUCAGCCGGCCCCGAUUCGCAGUGAUGGCAAGAAAUUGCAUGCACGGGUAUGUGGUGCGCGAGGCAGAAGGAGGUGGCAAAACUGGAACCCGCUUCAAGAUUAAUUAUGAGCGAAAGAUCAAGCUGUCUAUGAUCAAGGACUGGAUUGUCAACCACCCCCGCAUCGUGAUUCCUGCUAUCGCAGCCCUGGUGGCGGCAAUCACAGUAAUCAUUUUCGAUCCGAUCCGUACAUUCUUCAUCAAAGUCAAAAUCAAGUCCACGCUUCAUACCGAAGAUUAUCCAGUCGUGCAAUGGGUUCGCAAACAAGUCAGCAAAGCCAACAGGAUGUAUUUUGGAAAUCGCCGAACGGAUCCACGAGGGCUGGCUGCUAUCUGGGAAGACCGUCAAAAUGAUAUUUCGCAGCUGCAAGCGUGGUUAACCGAGACUGUUGAAACCUUCAUCGUCAUACACGGACCACGCGGCUCUGGAAAGCGAGAAUUGGUGCUGGAACAGACGCUGAAAGAGCACAAAUACAAACUGGUCAUUGACUGCAAGCAGCUUCAAGAUGCUAGAGGUGACACUGCCAAGAUCUCUCGAGCUGCAUCUCAAGUUGGAUACCGACCUCUCUUUUCCUGGAUGAACAGCAUCAGCAGUUUCAUCGACUUGGCUGCGCAAGGAAUGAUUGGUACCAAGGCCGGAUUUAGCGAGACUUUGGACGCGCAACUCAGCAAGAUCUGGCAGAACACCGCCGUCGCUUUGAAGCGGGUAGCACUUGAAGGUCGACGCAAUGAGGACAAGGAUGCAAAUAUGAGCGACGAUGAAUAUCUCGAGGCACACCCUGAGAAAAGACCUGUCGUGGUUAUCGACAAUUUCGUGUAUGACUCGGAAGGUGACAUUGUUCUUGACAAGCUCACCGAGUGGGCAGCCGGCUUGACGACGGCGAACAUUGCCCAUGUGAUCUUCCUCACUACAGACUCGUCGUUCUCGAAGCCUCUGAGCAAGGCCCUUCCAAACCAGGUAUUCCGCACCAUCGGUCUGGGCGAUUGUUCCCUUGAGGUGGGUCAUCGCUUUGUGAUGAGUCACCUUGAUACGGAAGCAGACGGCGGUGCCGAUGGCGCUAAAGAAAAGCCGACACGCAAUCUGGCUGGCUUGGAUGACUGCAUUAAGGUCUUGGGCGGCCGUAUUACCGACCUCGAGUUCAUGGCACACCGAAUCGAGGCUGGAGAGACUCCACAAGCUGCGGUGGACCGCAUAAUCGACCAGUCAGCCUCGGAAAUUUUGAAGAUCUUCAUUCUGGGCACAGACACCGUCACCCCUCAGUGGACUCGCGAGCAAGCCUGGCACUUGAUCAAAUUACUUGCCCACGCCAAGGAUGGAUCUCUUUUGUACAACAAGGUCCUACUAUCAGACUUAUUCAAAAAUGACGGCGAGGCUACUCUUCGAGCCUUGGAGCAGGCCGAAUUAAUCUCCGUCGGUUCUGUCAAGGGCUUCCCACGGUGGAUCAAGCCUGGCAAGCCGGUCUAUCAAGCUGCUUUCCAACGACUGAUCGAGAACAAGACACUUGAGGGUCGUCUUGAUCUGAUGAUUCUCGGACAACUCAUCGGGCAAGAGAACAAGAGCAUCAGCAAGUACGAAGAGGAGCUACAGGUGCUGGGAUCACUUCCGAAGCACCCUCGGGAGCUGACAUCUCGCAUUGAGUGGCUUCUACGCAAGAUCCAGGGCUCGCAAACUAAGAUUCUCAAGUACGAGAAUGACAGUGCAGCUUUGACUAAGCUGCUGCAGAGCGAGAAAUAA